AUGGUGGCGUCGGCCAAGGGACGGCUCGUGUCCGUGCUCGCGGUGGCGGCGGCGCUCGCCGCCGUGCUCCUCUACCGCGCGCCCUUCUCCAAGAGCUUGGGCGGCGAAGGGUGCAGCCUCCUCCCGCACGACCACUUCUGGAUCGCCAGCGACCGCGUCGUCACGCUCGGCCGCGUCGGCCCCGCCGCAGUGGAGGUCAAAGGAGGGCUCAUCAACGCCAUCGCCGUCGGGGACUACCGGAGCUUCGUGCUCCGCCGGCCGCUCCUGGACUACGGGGACGCCGUCAUCAUGCCCGGCCUCAUCGACGUGCAUGCCCAUCUCGACGAGCCUGGACGUGCCGAGUGGGAGGGCUUCUCCACUGGUACAAGAGCAGCUGCGGCAGGUGGGAUAACGACGUUGGUGGAUAUGCCACUCAACAGCUUCCCAUCAACAGUCUCUGAAGAAACUCUCAAAAUGAAGCUGGAAGCAGCUCAAGAUAAGCUAUAUGUUGAUGUGGGGUUCUGGGGAGGACUUGUGCCAGAGAACGCCUUCAACCCAAGUGCUUUGGAGGGCCUCCUAAACGCAGGCGUUUUAGGACUCAAGUCUUUUAUGUGCCCGUCAGGUAUCAACGACUUCCCCAUGACAAAUUCAACUCAUAUCGAGGAAGGAUUGGUUACACUGGCAAAAUACAAGAGACCUUUACUUAUCCAUGCAGAACGUAUACCUGAGGCUGAGGGUGAUGAUGUGCAAGAGGAUGAACUAGAUCCUCGAUCCUAUAUGACGUAUCUAAAGUCUAGACCACCAUCAUGGGAGGAAGCAGCUAUCGGAGAUCUACACCGUGCAAUGAAGGAUACGGAGUCGGGUGGUCGGUCCGAAGGAGCUCAUAUUCACAUUGUUCAUCUAUCAGAUGCAAAAACUUCCUUGGAACUUAUGAAGGAUGCUAAACGCAGUGGUGCAAGUUUAUCAAUAGAAACAUGCCCUCAUUACCUGGCAUUUUCAUCUGAAGAAGUUCCAGAUGGAGAUACUCGCUUUAAAUGUUCUCCUCCCAUACGUGAUGACACAAACAGAGAAAAUCUUUGGAAAGCUCUACUUGAUGGACACAUAGACAUGCUAAGUUCAGACCACUCGCCAUCAACUCCUGAUCUCAAACUAAUGGAGGAAGGCAACUUUUUAAGGGCAUGGGGAGGCAUAUCAUCCUUGCAGUUUGUCCUCCCGGUGACAUGGUCAUAUGGGCGAAAGUAUGGCAUUACUCUGAAUCAGCUAGCCUCAUGGUGGAGCGAAAAGCCAGCCAAGCUUGCAGGCCAAAAGAACAAGGGAGCCAUUCUACCCGGAUACCAUGCUGACAUAGUAGUAUGGAAACCCGAAACCGAGUUCCAACUUGAUGACAGCCAUGCUAUAUAUCAUAAACAUCAGAAUAUUUCGGCGUAUCUAGGAAAGCAACUUUCUGGUAAGGUCCUGUCAACUUUUGUGAGAGGAAACCUAGUGUUUGCUGAAGACAAGCAUGCAAAUGUUGCUUGUGGUGUUCCUAUCCUCGCUAAGUAA
Molecule: messenger RNA, 1521 nt
Organism: Miscanthus lutarioriparius
Lineage: Eukaryota; Viridiplantae; Streptophyta; Magnoliopsida; Poales; Poaceae
Source: the annotation of a GenBank genome assembly